Messenger RNA from Aspergillus aculeatus ATCC 16872, 945 nucleotides. RefSeq lists its product as uncharacterized. Lineage: Eukaryota; Fungi; Ascomycota; Eurotiomycetes; Eurotiales; Aspergillaceae. The transcript has 4 exons. The coding region runs from base 1 to 945 and encodes 314 amino acids. The record is from RefSeq and is a predicted model, not a curated record.
AUGCCGAUCACCGUACCACAUAAACGCGACUCAGCGGGUUUCCCGCAGUCGGGGCCCUCAUAUCAGCAGAAAGUGGUCUCCUUUCGACCCAUCCCCAGCCCAGCACCCACCUGGUGUGCGGUCUGCAUCCUGAGCGACCAAGCCCUACUAAGCCACGAACUAUACUUCUGCGGGACAUGUAGAGCCAUGUACCACCGGCCCUGUCUCUACGCGCUGCUGCUGCAGCGGAGCCAUCAACCCUCCUCCUCGGCAGGAGGUACGUCCUCCGCGCCAGUAGCGCUCUACAGGUGCCCAACCUGCGGUAUCGAGGGGGGCCAAUCCCCCACCCCCUCGGCUCCCACAGCGUCUGCAGCCCCCCGACCCUUCAUCACCACCCCCUACCACUACGACCGCACCCCCGCAGGACUCUACGUGUGCACCUACUUCUCCACCGCACGGGAUGGGACGUCGCGGUCCGCGAUCUGCACUUCAGCGCGUGGCCGAACUACCGCGCACACCAUCAUCAGGCGCAUGAACGGGCGGCCGAUGCAGGGCAUUCGUGUGAGGGUUGCGCCUACUCACGCUAAUGCUGCUCAAGCGCCGACGGUCAUCCACGGUGUCUACUUCGUAUGCUUCGUCUUGCCCCAGCAGCUUCUGCAACUGGGACUGCUCCUGCAAUCGCUGCAGCAGCGGUACAGACCGCUGCCCCGACCGCAGGCGCAGCCGCCGGUCAUCCGACAACGCCGGCCACGGUUCUGCCCGCUCUGCGCCGGGGAUUUCGAGAGUCUGGUCCCGCUGGUCCAGCAUCUGGAGGUCGACCAUGCCACGGAGUUUUUGAUCUGUAUGUUGUGUCUGUCGUGGCGGACGGAUUGGUGGAGGCUGCUGCUGCAUCUGGAUGAGGAUCAUCCGGAGUGGGAUGGGCUGUUCGAGGAUCCGUCGGCGGUUCGGCCGGGUUUGCUUGCUUAG